CGUACGGUACUUUUCAACCAUUUUUUGUGUGGUUGAAAAGAUGGUGAAAGUGAGAGGCUGUAAUAUAGCUGCGGAGUGGUUUGUGAGCACAUUGUAAAGAUAACCGUCGUGUCUUUUCAAGAGUCGUUACAGGGUUUGAUAUGAAUUACUCACUACCUUUUUUAGACUCAUUUUUAGAUUUAACUCGUGUUUAAAAAUUAAGGCAGUUUUCGCUUGAUACGUAUAAAAUACAAUUUUUAAAAAAGUACAAAAAUAAAGACCAGUGCGUAGCCCUUGAACACAGUGCCAUCACAUGACAGGAUGAACAACCAAUAUGCUUCUACUAUGCCCUAAAUGGGCGUGGCUUUUGCCUCAUGACUAUCCGACACACGCUCUGGAUGGGCACGGACUGCACAAAGGGUAGCAGUGUAGUUUCCGCAUCUCGGUACCCCAUUGUCGACAGUUGGAUUUAAACGUCGCAGAAAUUGGAAAGUGACCCAUAGUAUCGUUGAUAAAUAUAAAGAUAUAUUUUAAAUCCUGCGGUGAACAAUGCCCGGUAAAGCAGCGGUGGCUGUCGCGCUUCAGCCCGACACAACCGUCGACGCAGCGGCUAAGCAGAAGUCUUUCCCGUUUGUUAUAAAGAAGAUUAUGGACAUCCCACCUCCCAACAUUCUGGAGGAAGGCGACGACGAGCUCGAGAAGGAGAAGCUGGGCUCAGCUGAUGAUGUGGUGGGGGGCGGGGUUGCUGCAGCCAGCGCUGGUGGGGCUUCUCGAGGAGGCAGUGGGGGCAGCGCUGGAGGGGUGUCAGCCUCCUUGACCCCAGCCAUUUGGGAGAAGACCAUUCCCUAUGAUGGGGAGACCUUCCAUCUGGAGUACAUGGACCUGGAUGAGUUCCUGUUGGAGAACGGGAUCCCGGCGAGCCUCGAGGAUGAGGAGCUGCAAAAGACGCUGACUCCGGCUGGAGGGAAAGGCAAGAGCACCCUGAAGGUUACGGCCGCAGCCAGCGCGACGACAAUCUCGGCGCCCACGUCUCCCCCACCUGCUCCCGACACUUCUACGGUCACCUCAGAGCCAGAGGAAGCGGUGAUUGUCACCACUCUCCUGCCCGCCAAAUUGGAAGAUGAUGACGAAGAAGAUGAGGAUCAAGAAGAGGAAUCUUUGCCCCAUGAGGGAAAAGCAGCGGAAGCUGUGGAAGUCAACAAGCAGAAUCCUGUGACUGGAGAGCGUAACACGCCAUCUCCCAUCAACCCAGAUGAGAUUGAGGUGGACGUUAACUUUCAGCCAGAUCCGACCGACCUGGUCCUGUCCAGUGUGCCGGGCGGAGAGCUGUUCAACCCACGCAAACACAAGUUCUCUGAAGAGGAGCUCAAGCCGCAGCCCAUGAUCAAGAAAGCCAAGAAAGUGUUUGUUCCCAACGAACAGAAGGAUGACAAAUAUUGGUCCAGGAGGAAGAAGAACAACCUGGCCGCCAAACGUUCCCGUGAUGCCCGGCGUCUCAAAGAGAAUCAGAUCACGGUGCGUGCCUCCUUCCUGGAGCGGGAGAACGCAGCCCUGCGACAGCAAGUGGCAGAGAUGCGGAAAGACUGCGGCCGCUGCAAGAACAUGGUGGCCCGCUAUGAGGCCAAGUACGGUCCGCUGUAAAGACCUGGUAAAAAUUCAAAUUAUCAAUCCGACAAAAGCAGAACUUCCUUCCUCGCAGAAUUCAACACAGACACAAACACAUAAGGGAAAUCUAAAUUUGCACUCCUGCUGACCUCCGGUCACUGUGUCGAGCUCCGGUCGCGGGUCCGAACCUGGAACUGGAGUGUCGGAUACACACUUGGGGGCGAGGCUAGGAGCGGUGGUCACGGGAAGGUCUGUGGAGAGCGCCUGGCUCCUUCACUGAGAGGAAAGCGACGAGACUCCCACGGAGAGAGACACA
Messenger RNA from Hippocampus comes (tiger tail seahorse), 1900 nucleotides. RefSeq names its product TEF transcription factor, PAR bZIP family member b (gene tefb). Gene Ontology annotation, cellular component: nucleus. The record is from RefSeq and is a predicted model, not a curated record. Gene Ontology annotation, molecular function: DNA-binding transcription factor activity, RNA polymerase II-specific; RNA polymerase II cis-regulatory region sequence-specific DNA binding. The transcript is spliced from 4 exons. Lineage: Eukaryota; Metazoa; Chordata; Actinopteri; Syngnathiformes; Syngnathidae. Gene Ontology annotation, biological process: regulation of transcription by RNA polymerase II. Bases 529 to 1620 code for a protein of 363 amino acids.